This is a messenger RNA of Sarcophilus harrisii (Tasmanian devil), 3277 nucleotides long. RefSeq names its product hyaluronan and proteoglycan link protein 3 (gene HAPLN3). The transcript has 5 exons. NCBI's taxonomy places the organism in Eukaryota, Metazoa, Chordata, Mammalia, Dasyuromorphia, Dasyuridae. Gene Ontology annotation, biological process: cell adhesion. Gene Ontology annotation, molecular function: hyaluronic acid binding. The record is from RefSeq and is a predicted model, not a curated record. Bases 257 to 1336 code for a protein of 359 amino acids.
AGUGGCUAUCCUAUCCUGCAACCCAGCCAAAGCCUGGGAAAGGGGCGUGUGUUCCUUUAAGAGGCUGGCCCAGGAGUGGUGGGGUUUGUUCUGUGCUGUUUCCUUUCUGGCCAUUCAAGAGCCCCAAACAUAUCCCGGAGCCCUCUAGCCUCAUUUACUGAGCAGGGACUGUGGGAAGUCUCACCGGAGUUGUGCUGCUGGCUUGUUUGGAGCCCCGACCCUCAGCCAAGAGCAGUGGAGUUUCUCUGGAUGAGAAAUGCUGUUCAAGUUGUUGAUUGUGUUCCUGCUGCCCUCUGACUGUCCUGGACUUCCUUUCUACAAUGGUUUCUACUAUGGAAAUGUCAUGAAUGACAGAAGCUACAGAAAUGGCAAUGGAGAAGGUUUCUUCAAUGGGGUGAAGCUGGUGGUAGAGACACCUGAGGAUCCCCUGUUCACUCACCGAGGUGCCAAUGUGACCCUGCCCUGCCGCUACCACUAUGAACCGGCACUGACCUCCUCUCGUCCUGUCCGGAUCAAAUGGUGGAAACUUGGGGAAAAUGGGGCCCCCGAGCAGGACGUGCUGGUGGCUAUUGGGUUAAGACACCGAAGCUUUGGGGAAUUUCGGGGCCGUGUUCACCUUUUACAAGAAAAGGAGCGGGAUGUCUCCCUGGUGAUCCAUGACCUCCGCCUGCAGGACUAUGGACGCUAUCGAUGUGAGGUCAUUGAUGGGCUGGAAGAUGAGAGUGGUGUUGUGGAGUUGGAACUGAGGGGUGUGGUGUUUCCCUACCAGCCGCCCCGCGGCCGCUAUCGGCUCCACUUCCACGAGGCGCAGCAGGCCUGUGAGCAGCAGGACGCCGUGGUGGCCUCCUUCGAGCAGCUCUUCCGGGCCUGGGAGGAGGGGCUGGACUGGUGCAACGCCGGCUGGCUGCUGGACGGCAGCGUGCAGUACCCCAUCACCCGGCCGCGGCAGCCGUGCGGGGGGCGCGGCCUCGCGCCGGGCAUCCGCAGCUACGGGGAGCGCCGCCAGAGGCGGGACCGCUAUGACGUCUUCUGCUUCUCCUCUGUGAAAGGGCGGGUAUAUUAUUUAGAGCACCCAGAGAAGAUGACGCUGGCCGAGGCCGAGGAGGCCUGUCAGAAGGAUGGGGCCCACAUUGCCAAGGUGGGGCAGCUCUUUGCCGCUUGGAAGUUCUACGGCCUGGACCGCUGUGAUGCAGGCUGGCUGGCUGAUGGCAGCGUCCGCUAUCCUGUUACCCGUCCCCGGCCUAACUGUGGAUCCCUUGAUCCUGGCGUGCGAAGCUUUGGUUUCCCUGACAAGGAGAGCCGGAAAUAUGGAGUCUAUUGUUACCUACAGAGCUAGGGCUAAGGGGCAAGCCGCCCUCGACCACAGCCUUGGUCCCUUUUCUUUUUCCUGCCUGCUCCUCAGGGCUGGUGUAUUUAUUGAAAGUCUCAUUUUCCCUGAGAGUUGAGGAGAUUUAGAUAACUUUACAUUUUUUCAACAUUUUUGUUUAAAAAUAAUAUUUUUUAUCAUGUGUUUUUUAAAACCAAAAGAGGAAACUGAAUUCUCCAAAGACAUGUCUUCUCAUGUGUCUUUUUUUUUUUUUACUUCUGGAUUCCAUCUUUCACUUAGGGCACGCAGUAGAAUCUUAAAAGCUAGAAGGAACUCCAGAGAUCAUCUAGUUCAAUUGUGUCAUUUUACAGAUGAGGAAACGGAGUUCACGAGAAGGGUCACAAAGCAAGCUCAUGGCACAGCUGGAAUUAGAACCCAGAUUUCUAUGCUGUUAGUCCACAGUUCUUUAGUACCCUGACUUCUCUCUUUUCCUUCCUUUGGGGAAGGUGGGGGCUAUCCUUAUGUGAGAAGAAAAGAGAGAUUCAGGGGUCUUCCCAUCCAUCUUAUGUUGACAUAAAACAAGACAAGGGACUCGAAUCAAGAUUUUGGACAGCUCUUGCUAACUGGCUUCCUGCCGCUCAUACUUUCCUUCUCGUCUCGAAUUUCAUCGGGGACCAUUCUUGUCCAGAUGAAUCCAAAUCAGUCCAUCCAAGAAGCUGAUACUCCAAACAACAUCCCAAGCUCUGCUUCUUUGCCUGAUUCAAGGACUUUUGUGUCUCAGUCUCAUUUUCUAGUUCCUUUCUGGGAACUGCCACUAAGUUUCCAAGAGUAAUAAAUGGUGCUAUGACCUUUUAAAACAGUUUUGGUUCCUCCUGGGUCCUUUUUCUUCUCUUUGUCUCUACCUAUACAUUUUUUUGACUGAGCUGAAUAAUAGUACUUCUUGCUCCAUGGUAAGGUAUGACUGUGGGGAGUGAUAAGAAAGAAGGAAGGGAGGUACCCAAUUAUGUACAUAUUCGUAUGCAGAAGGUAGGGAAAAUAUGGGAGAAUUACUGCUCUCUUGAGUCGGGGGCUGGUGCCAUGGAAAUGUUUUCUUAAAGGCAUUCAAUGAAUUUGUGAAACAAAGGCAUGUAUCUGAAGAGAGGAGUGAGAGGGGAAAGCCCCUGCUGUCUCAGUAAAUAUUAGUAGCUGCUGGAGAUUGGAUUCUAGGGUCAGAUUUGUUUUUAUUAUACCUUCACCCAGACCUAUGACUUUGGGCUGAACACAUCCUCAGGGUCUCAUUACAGAAGCACUCUGUAUUCCUGAAGACAAAUAAAACUAGUUAUCCCUUCUACCUUAUGAGGGUUAGGGGAGCGGCAUUCCCCCCUCAGUCUGGAAAAUCUGCCUAAAACACUUUGGUCCUCCUCCUUUGUACUAGAAAAUCAUGAUUUAUCAUGGUAUUAAAAGAUAAAAUAUGUUUAAUAUACAAUACCACAAUAUAUUUUAUGCAUUUGUGAGUUUCUAAACUUUUGCUGUGUCAUCUGAUGUCCUUUGUGUGUCAUCUGUGGCUUCCACAACUCCCCCAAAUUCCCAUUUAAUUUCUUAUGCUGACCCGCAAUAUAUUAAUGAGAUUGGCUUUAACCCUUGCCUCAUACCAUUCCCUUUAGGAAACCUUUUCCAGUAACAAAGUCUGUUUUGGAGGGCAAAUGUGAUUGACUUAAUUCACCAACAUCUAUGAAAUAUGUAACACCCCUGCACCUGUUGAGCUUACACACUGUUUCUCAGCAAUUAACUGUCCUCAUGAGAACUCAAUCUAUGACACCUGGCCUAGAAAUUUCUAUAAAUAUGGGAACCUUUUUCUAGCUUGCUCUUGAUUCCUUAAAAACCAAGCCUGCCCUAUUGUUUGCAAUAAAUUAUGCCUUGACUGAGAACCAAUAUGCUCUCCGAAAUUCUUUUCCCAGGACCCCAACUGAUCCUGAUUGAUCCUCAUCAAUA